This is a messenger RNA of Erpetoichthys calabaricus (reedfish), 4789 nucleotides long. RefSeq names its product collectin-46-like. Bases 145 to 1944 code for a protein of 599 amino acids. NCBI's taxonomy places the organism in Eukaryota, Metazoa, Chordata, Cladistia, Polypteriformes, Polypteridae. The record is from RefSeq and is a predicted model, not a curated record. The transcript has 5 exons.
CUGAAGGUGAGCAUGGCACACGGUGCGACCCUGGAGUUCUGAUUCUCCUUCCAGGCUUUGCAUUCCAGGAAAACUCACAAUGGCUGACCUUUACCUUUGUAAAUUAAUUCCAGGAUUCUACACACUGAGCUCCUUGCUAUAAAAAUGCAGUUACCCACCAUUGUCCUCAUAACAAGUUUAUUCUGCGUGGUCAUACAGCCUGGAGUGACAGAGGAGCCCUCCAAGUCUAAUGUCUGCGAUGGGAUGCCAGGGCUGCCGGGGCGAGACGGUAGAGAAGGACGGGAUGGAAAAGAAGGCCCACCUGGACCAAAAGGAGAAAAGGGGGACAGAGGAGAAAGAGUCCCUGGCCCACCAGGAAAAGCUGGCCCGCAAGGUUUAGCAGGAGAGAAAGGCGAGAGAGGACUUCAAGGUCCCUCAGGUGCAGCUGGACAAAAAGGUGAUAAGGGAGUUCCAGGAUCUCAGGGUCUAGCAGGACCCAAAGGUAGUCAGGGUGUAGCGGGACCACCAGGUCCAGCUGGGCAGAAGGGUGACAAAGGAAGUCCAGGAGCUCAAGGUUCAGCAGGGCAGAAAGGAGACAGUGGCAAUCCUGGAGCUCAAGGUGCAGCUGGGCAGAAAGGCAGCCAAGGACCUGCUGGGCCUCAAGGUCCAGCAGGACUAAAAGGUGACAAAGGAGUACCAGGAGCUCAGGGUUCAGCAGGGCAGAAAGGUGAAAAAGGACCACCAGGAGGACCAGGUCCAGCAGGACUGAAAGGAAGCCAAGGAACAACAGGAGUCCAGGGUCCAGCUGGACAGAAAGGUGCACAGGGACCACCAGGACCUCAAGGCACAGCAGGCUCUCAAGGGCCUCCAGGAGCACAAGGUCUAGCAGGACCAAAAGGUGACCUUGGAAAACCAGGAGCCCCGGGCUCAGUAGGACAAAAAGGUGAAAAGGGAAGUCCAGGCAUUCAAGGUGCAGUAGGACAGAAAGGUGUACAGGGAACACCAGGUCCUCAAGGUCCAGCAGGGCUUAAAGGUGAACAUGGAAUACAAGGUGCUCAGGGUGCAUCAGGGCAGAAAGGGAGUCCAGGAAAUCCAGGUGCUCAGGGCCCAGCAGGUCAGAAAGGUGCCAGUGGAAAUUCUGGAGCCCAAGGUCCAGCUGGACAGAAAGGCAGCCAAGGAACGCCAGGGACACCAGGUUCAGCUGGACAGAAAGGAGCCCAAGGACCACCUGGUGUGCAAGGCCCAGUGGGACAGAAAGGCACCCAAGGGACACCUGGAUCUCAAGGUGCAGCUGGACAGAAAGGUGACAAGGGAACACCAGGAACCACAGGAGCGUCUGGUCAGAAAGGAGAUCGAGGGAUACCCGGGUCACCGGGUACAUCAGGACAAAAGGGUGACCGUGGUUUACCAGGAGCAACUGGUACCCAAGGAGUGGCAGGAAAAAAUGGAGCACCUGGAUCACCAGGUGGCAAAGGUGACAAAGGAGAACUUGGGCCUCGAGGACUACCAGCAGAUGUCAACCGCGUCACACAACUGGAAAGCCAACUUCAGGUGCUGAGACUCAGCAUCUCCAAGCUUGAAAAACGAAUUCAAUUCUUUAAUUGGAAUUCUUACGGACAAAAGAGUUUCGCCUCCAAAAACGUGAAGUUAUCGUUUGAAAACGGUCUGAAGGUCUGCGCUGAGGCCGGCGGGCAAAUUGCAAUGCCAGCAAACGAAGGGGAGAACAACGCAAUCACCGCCGUCGUCAAAGCAUCCCUCGGAGACGCCUUCCUCGGGUUGAAUGACAGGAAGACGGAGGGCACAUUUGAGGACGUCAACGGGAAGCCGGUGACAUUUAAAAAAUGGAAAGGGGGAGAGCCCAAUAAUCAUCAAGGAAAGGAGGACUGUACUGUUAUCAUGUCCAAUGGGUUGUGGAACGACGUGUCCUGUGACUCGGCUUACGCAAUCAUCUGCCAGUUUCAGUGAAAUUAGCCGGAAGGUGAAGGCAUGUAGACCGACACCUCUGGGGAUGUGACAGGCCUGUCCUCAAGCGUCCUAAUCCUGCCUCGUGUUUAUUACUGGCAUUUUGCAGCAUAGCUUCUUUUCAGUAGUAACAUUAGCCCCCCACCCCUCCUGGGUACGAUGCUGACUUUUUUUCCAGACUGUAACAGUGGCAGAUUCCCAGACUACCUCUCUGGUAUUUCAUCAGUCUUUAUAUACAGUAGCUCUUUUAACAGUCUGCUACUCUGGUCAUUACUAGCAUGCCGACAUUAGCGACCCCUCUUGGUCAAGAUGCCUCAGUGCUCUAACAUGUUAGAAUGGCAGCACCCAUGAAACCCAAGGAGAAUGCCUUGACUGACUGCACACUUAUUUCCUGCCUACAGCAGCGUUUCUCAAACCUUGAAGUAUCUGCGACCCGAGUUUUGAUAAAAGUUUUAAUCGUGCCCCCUCUAACGUUUUUUUGAAACCCUAAUAAAAUUUAUUCCUAUAUUUUUUGCUGCCGAUACACCGCUACAAGUUUAAAAUUUCCCUACGAAUAGCGAAAUUACGCCACAUAUGGCAACAUUCGCGCCCCCUUUUUUGUUUUUGAGAACCGCUGGCCUACAGUUUAAUCCAUCAAUCUCUAUAUAGCGCCUUGAACAGUCUGUCUAUAUUAGUCAUUACUGGCAUUCUUUAAAUAAGCACCCCUUCCUGGUUAGGAUGCCCCCCCAGGUAAUAAGAACGGCAGCUUCCCAUACCAGCUUCCUUCUCAUAUUUCACCCUAUCACUCUUUAUAUAGUGCCUUUAACAGAAGGUUGUUCUACUCAUUACCAGCAUGUUAGCAUUAGUGCCCCCUAUUGGUCAAGAUGAAUCCACGCCAAAAGAUGAUAGAAUGGCCUCUUCUGUGAAAUCCACACUAACUCUCUUCCCAUCCAUCCAUUUUCCAACCCGCUGAAUCCGAACACAGGGUCACGGGGGUCUGCUGGAGCCAAUCCCAGCCAACACAGGGCACAAGGCAGGAACCAAUCCACCGCAGGACACACACAAACACACCAAGCACACACUAGGGCCAAUUUAGUAUCACCAAUCCACCUAACCUGCAUGUCUUUGGACUCUGGGAGGAAACCCAUGAAGACACGGGAAGAACAUGCAAACUCCACACAGGGAGGACCCGGGAAGCGAACCCAGGUCCCCAGAUCUCCCAACUGCGAGGCAGCAGCGCUACUCACUGUGCCACCGUGCCACCCACUCUCUUCCCAUUCUCCAAUUAAUCAGUCUUUAUAUAGCGCCUUUAAAAGCGUGUCAUUCUAGUCAUUACCAGUAUGCUAACAUAACCAACCCUCUAUUGGUCAAGAUGCCUCAGUGCUCUAACAUGUUAGAAUGGCAGCACCCAUGAAACCCAAGGAGAAUGCGAUGGCUGAGUGCACACUUAUUUCCUGCCUACAGUUUAACCCAUCGAUUUCUAUAUAGCGCCUUGAACAACCUGGUUAUAUUAGUCAUUACUUAGGAGCAGAAACUGAUACCAUAUAACAAACCAACUCAGGAUCCCAGAUUAGGACCCAAGUGCAGCCGUGCAACGGGUGACACCUCAGCACCACACUCGUUCAGAUGGCGUGCAGCACUGUGAGGUUUUUUUAUAGUGGCUGGAGUGCCAGUUCUGCCACCAACCCCCAGGUUUUUCCCUGCAGGUUGGAGGGCCUACAUGCAGAUUAACGUCAUACCCAGGACGGAGGUUAAGGGCCCAACAGAGUAGAGUCACUUCUGGCGUUUAACGGAAUUCGAACCGGAAACCUUCCGAUUACCAUCACAGAUCCCUAGCCUCAGAGCCACCACUCUGCCCUUACUGUCAAGUAGUCAUUACUGGCAUACUUUAAAUAAGCACCCCUGCCUGGUUAGGAUGCCACCCCCACGAGCUCCAGGUUAUAAGAACAGCAGCUUCCCACAAUAGCUCCCUUCUCAUAUUUCAACCAAUCAAUCUUAAUAUAGUGCCUUUAACAGCAGGUUCUUCUACUCAUUACCAGCAUGUCGGCAUUCGUGCACCCUCUUGGUCAAGAUCCCCCCCAAGCUGCAAGGUCUAGCAAUGGCACCUUCAGCAAACUGUGAGAGAGAGAGAAUGUGAGGGCCGCCUGCAUGCUCACUGCUUUAAUCGGUCAGCAUUAUAUAGUGCCUUUGACAGUGUGCUCUACUAGUCAUUACCGGUCGUGGUAGCAUUAGCACCCCCUUUUGGUGAAGAUGCCUCAGUGCUCCAGAAUGCUAUAAUGGCUGCAGCCAGUGAAACCGGAGAAGAACGGCUGCAUACUUACUACCUGCCUCUAGUCUAAUAAAUCAAUCUUUAUAUAGUGCCUUUAACAGACUGCUACAAUCGUCAUUGCCAGCGUGCUAACAUUAAUGCCCAUCUUACCCCCAAACUCCAAGAAACUACAGCUUCUGUAAACUCCAAGAGAAUGUGGAGGCUGGCUGCACACUAUCUGCACAUACUUUUAUUAAUCCAUUUUAAUAUAGCGCCUUGAACAGCCUGCUGUAUGGGUCAUUACAGGAAUGCUUUAAUUAGCACCUCCUCUGGGGUAAGAUGCCCCCUGAGCUCCAGGAUAUAAGAAUGGCACCCUCCCACACCAACUCCAUUCUCAUAGUUCAAACAAUCAGAUUUAUAUAGCGCCUUUAACAGCAUGUUAUCCGAGUGAUUAGUGACCCCAGCAUGUUUAAGAUGCCUUCGUGUUCCCGACUGUUAGAAUGGCAGCUUCUGUGCCAUAAUAACCCACACUGGCUCACAACUCAUGCACCAAUCAGUCAUUCCUUAUAUAGCGCCUUUAAAAUCAGGCUACAUUAAUCAUUACCAGGCAGCUAACAUUAG